CUUUAUCACAAAGCCAAAAGCUAGAAAAGAAAAGAAACCGAGAAGACGAGAAAGAUCUUUUCGAAACAGAACAGAGAGACAGCAAAAAUGUAUUUCGCAGCUAUAGCUUCUUCACGACAAAGCUUUCAAUCAAACACUUUCAGUUUCCAAGACAGUUUUAAAUUCAGAUACAGUAAUAAACUCACUCGUCCUAAGUCAAUCUGUUGCAAGUCUCCACACCACGACGACGAAGAAACUGAUUCUUCCCGGAAACAUGAGAAACAGCUGGCGAAAUUGGCAGUCGCGACCUUAGCGGUUGGCGUUUUGGCUUUGGGAUCCGUUGGAGAUGCGUCUGCGGCUAAGAGCGGCGGAAGAAUCGGUGGUCAAGCGUUUCGGUCUUCAGCUCCUCGGCCUCCUCCUAGGAUAAACAACCGAUCGAGGACCAACAUCUACGUGAAUCCUCAGGUUGCACCACCUUUAAUCGGUGGCUAUGGAUAUGGCUACGGCGGUUGGGGAUGGUCACCGUUUUCUUUCUUUGCCCCUGGUCCUGCGGUGGCAGUUGGUGGCGGUGGUGGCCUGGACCUCCUAGUUCUCUUCAUGUUUUUUGGGGCCGCUUCAGCCGUGGCCAGAAACUUUUUCCGAUCAAGAAAUGAAGAAGACGACGAAGAUGACUAUUAGGGCCGGGAAAGAAUAAAAUCAAAGAGGCAUGUGUUAUUACAAACAUAGUCAAAUAUACCAUUUGUGUUAAAAGUUAUGAUGAAACAGACGGUUUGUAAACCUUGAGAUUAGUAACUAAUUAAGACCAAUCCAAAAACUUAUAGCAAACUCAAAUUG
Molecule: messenger RNA, 813 nt
Organism: Brassica oleracea var. oleracea
Lineage: Eukaryota; Viridiplantae; Streptophyta; Magnoliopsida; Brassicales; Brassicaceae
Exons: 3
Coding region: 88-657 (189 amino acids)
Source: RefSeq, a predicted model, not a curated record